GCCAGCAGCCUGCCGCACAGCUCACUGCUCCACAGCAUCCCGCCUCCACGCGUCGCCGAAUCGCCGAAUCGCAGCGGCUGCCAUCCAGCUCGCAUUCUGCGCUAGCCUUCCGAGCGCAGUGCAACAUCGGAACCGUCGCUGAGUGUUGCUCCCCGUCCAGCCCGCAUCCCAUCGUCGCCCCAGCAUGGCUGUUGAGCGCCCAUGGCCUCAGUGAGAGGCGCAAGAAGCACGUUUGUCUACCAGCUAGCUCUGGCAGCAGCACUCUGUACGUGACAGCCUUUGUCGAGGCACGUCAGCGCGACACCCAAAAAAUGGCGCCCUUCUUCUCCACAAAGCGCAACGCCGCGAAGCGCAAUGCCUCGAGUGUCGCGUCGCCCGAGCCAGUCUCGAGUCCGUCGGCCUUCCCGCUAUCGAGCCCUGCGCACCCCGACCACGACUACCUUUCGAGCCCGCGCCUGGCCGACAAUAACAAUGCGGGCUACGCGUCCUCGUCGCCUGUGUCGCCCUUCCCCCCACAGCUGCCUCCAAUUCCACGCGUCGCAUCCAAGCUAAACAAGGGCGGGAAUAGCUCGCUGCUGAGCCCCCAGCAUGCCGCAUCCCAUGCACAGGGCCUCGCUGCCGUCAUGCACGAGCAGCGCUCGCCCGCCUACGAUGCCACACACCCGCCGGCACCCUCGCCGGCAGGGAGCCAGCGUCCAGGCCUGCGACCGCAUGGCCAGAGCCUCGCCCAGGUGGUGGAGAGGACCAUGUACGCACAAAGACCGCCGACCGCCCCCUCGUCGACCCAGCAUCUGGCUCCCGCACCCUCGGCCAUAUCCUCCAACUACUCGGGCUUCUCCAGAUCGCAGACGUCUCUCAUAAGCGGCCUCAGCGAGAAGCUGUCCAGCACUUCGAAACCCUCGACGCCCGCUGCGCAACCACCCAAGACCUCCAAAUCGAGACUGCGAAACCCCAUGUCGCUGCUGCUGCGCCGGAGGUCUGGGCAGACACUCGAGGCUCUGCACGACGAAGCACUCGUGACCCAGCGAUCGCCAUCCAUUGUCCCUCCCAUUCCGGACAACUACGACCCCAGCAUCCGUGGUCGCAUCGUGCACGACUUCAGCGCGCCGAGGCCGAAUAGAAACUUUUCGUACAACAAUGCAUACGGAGACGAACCGCAGAAAGCAGAAGCGAGCCCGCCCAAGAUGGAACGAGAGCAUACGCCCGUCUUCACCGAGCACUUUGACGAUGACACAAGCUACGAACAGAGCCAGGCAGCGAUAAGAGCGGAGCAAUUGGCCAACAACGACUUUCUGAAGAGGAAUUCUUACAUACCUGAGCCUCCUGGCUACUCGCCGCCGCCACCACCAUCGCAAGAGCCUGGCAAACGAACUUCAUACCUUGCGGAGCCUCCCGCUCGAACCCCACCGCCGCCCCCGCCUGUACCGAAAGACUCGCCUACGCUACCGCCACAGUCUGCUUCACCACAGCCACCACCUGCCGAAGCCAACCAGGACUAUGCGUCGUUUGUUUUGUCGCCCGUGCAAGAAGCACCGAGCCCGUCGAGUCCAACCGAUGUGUCUGCCGAAGUCACGCCCAGGAAACGAAAAUCUACAAAGACACCGCCUGCUUCACGAUCACGAGCUGCUUCAAUGACGGAUCCAUCCUUCGUACCCGCCGGCUUGCCGAAGCACUUGACAAGUAGGGCUUCCAGGUUUAGCUUCCAGAUUGGUGGCGGAGAAUCCGCCGCGCAGGAGAAGAUGAUGGAGGAGCGACACAUACAAAAAGCGGCCGAAAAAGCAUCCAAGUCGGAAGCUCGAAUGUCGACCAAUAGCAUCGGAGACGAUUACGAGGAGUACGGCAUGGACGAUGACUUUGAUAUGGACGGUGGCUACGAGGAAGAAAUUCCCAUGCUUGGAGAAGAGGACGAGUACGGUGGCGGCCUGGGAGACCAGAUGUUGUCACCGGGUAUGGGUGCCUUCGACUUCUCGUCAUUGUCGAUACAGCCGAACAUGAACCCAAUGAGCCCGCUGAACGGCGAGAUGGCCACACCAAUAGACGCAAACGGAGAACGGAUAGGGUUCGCCAUGUCCGAAGAGUUGUUCCAUCCAAUGGACCCUGCAGCGGCAGGUUCUUUCCUGGGGCUUGGACAGGCACACGCGGAGAAUGUUCAGGGGCUUGGCUUGAUGAACCUCCCUCAAGAGCAUAUUCCCGCAGACAACUUCACGCCCGAUGAGUCGCCACAACGUGACCCUGUCGGAUCUACCAAAUCAGUCACAUUCGCUCAAGCGGGCUUGGGCGAUGAUCUGUAUUUCGAUGACGGUAUGAUCGAGGAGCAGGGUGAUGUUGAUGCGGCCGACUUCGACGAGGAAGUUUUUGACGACCCCGAGGGACCACUCUUUGACCGCAAAGUGAAGCCCCCGCCAGCAGAAGAGCUGCAUAAUAAUAUAGUAUCACAUCCGCUAGAAAAGCUCAACUCCGAGACUGGGUAUGAAGCAGACGACGACACGCUGUCGAAGCAUCUCGAGAUAUCCGAGCCUUCUCUAGUGCACAAGACGUCGAGGGCUCAGCCAAAUUCUGAUCGGAAUCUGAAUGCAUACCAUAGUGCGCUUGCGGAAGCUGCCAAUCGCGCUGAAGCAGAAGGACGAUUUGCGAGGAAAGCAAGCGCCGACGUUGGGCAACCAAGCUCCGAUGCAGACGAUUCUUCUUCGAUCAGCAACUCACGUCCCAGUCUCGUGCCCGACGACGGCCGAUUCAGUCAAGACACCACUGGAUUCCCGCCCGAGGACGAUGGCUUUGGUAUGAGCUCAGGUUUCGACGAUUAUGAUUACAGCGAGUACGAUGAUCUGAUGGACGACGACAUGAUGAUCGCCGAGGCCAACUCGGAGGCCCUAGCAAACGACUAUGAAGGUUUUUACGGGCAAGAAUUUGGAUUUUAUGCAGGUCCGCAAGGCGAGGCUGUCAAUGCAUACGGUGGCUACUUUGGUGCCUCUGGACUAGGUCGAAGUGUUAGUGGCCGCAACGCUAUGCGCGAACCCAACCUCACACCCAUCACGGAGCGCAGCGAAUAUAGCACUCGCAACUCUUUCAUCAGCGUUAGGAACUUGGACAAUUCCAUCACCAGCCCAGGGUUUAUGGGGCAAUCUCUCACCAGCCCGGCUCUGGCCCAGCUUGCCCGAAUCAGUCCCUAUGGGUGGCGUGAUGAGGAAGAUAUGAGCCUCGACGCGCUGAUGAGACUCCGCAAAGGUGCAUUCGGCAGCACAUCCAGUCUCCCUGCUGGCAGCCCGGGCACAAGUCCAAGAAACUCAUCGCCAAUGGGCAUGCAGUUUGUCCCGCGGACCGCCAGCCCAGCGGGCAAUCGUAUGCGCGAGCAUAACGACUCUUCCUUCGAAAGCGACGAGUCGGCCGCCAUCCUAGAAAGCCUCGCUGAGUCCGAAGAAGACGAGUUCGCGCACUUGGGCAACCCCGACUUCGACGACGGCGUCCUCGACGACGACGAAAACUCCGCCUACGAAGACCGACCCGACAGCCCGACCCUCACGGCAAGCGACUACAACUCGCUCUCCAGCCCAACCGGUAUGGCGCACUUUACGCCCCAGCCCCUGCCCCUCAUGCCCCUGCACUCGCCCCCCGCCAUCCCACCAGCGGGCAUCCCCCUUCCCAUCGUGGCGUAUGUGCGGGAGCAUGAUGAGUGUGGGGAGGGGCGGUGGGUGCUGGAAAGGCGGCGGACGGCCGAGAGCGGGGAGCUGGAGCUGGUGGGGCGGGAGAUUGUUGAGGGGGGCAGGAUUUGA
Molecule: messenger RNA, 3770 nt
Organism: Paraphaeosphaeria sporulosa
Lineage: Eukaryota; Fungi; Ascomycota; Dothideomycetes; Pleosporales; Didymosphaeriaceae
Exons: 3
Coding region: 312-3770 (1152 amino acids)
Source: RefSeq, a predicted model, not a curated record